Messenger RNA from Durusdinium trenchii, 866 nucleotides. The record is from the annotation of a GenBank genome assembly. Lineage: Eukaryota; Dinophyceae; Suessiales; Symbiodiniaceae.
UAGCAACUCACUCCUGUCGGUGUGAAAUAUCGUUGGAACUCUGCCUGAGCCAUGGCCUAUGGUGGUCCUCCGCUCGGAGGAGGCUUGGGCUUCUCGAAUCCCAAUCACCUGGACACCAUCAAGCGUGGUUGGGACUACCACCCUGAGGAGCACCGAAACCUGCCCCCGGCCGGCGUGGCCGGCGCGAACGCACCGUCUCCACAGGUCUCACCCCCGAACUCUGGGCAGCCGCUGCUACAGGGCUACUCGCAGUACCAGAAUGGCUUGGCUCCAUCCAUGCCUGAGGCACAAGCCACGCCUCCGGGUGGGGGAAGCCACAUCCGCAUCACCGUGCCGCAGCUCUUCGAUGGGCGGUUGGGUCUCAUCAUCCAGAACUGCUGGAUCUCUGCGAUUAGCAAUCCCACAGCUGCGCAGUAUGGCUGGCAGGUGGGUGACCACAUCCUGUCGGUGAAUGGACAUCCAGUUUCCACCAUGCCACAGCUCAGUGAGGAGAUCAGGCGGGCGAUGAACUCUCAUCAGGCGGUCUCCCAUCCGCUCAUCUUCGACGUGUGGCGGCCCGCACCUGCGGGGAUGGCGGUGCGGAAGCAGAACAGCAUCUGCUGUGAUGCCUGUGUCCCAGUGCCUCGCCACCGGGGUCGACCGCCGCAGAUUGCACCGGGCCGACGCAGCCGAUGCCGCCGGCCUCAUACCCGCAGGUCACGCCCUCCCAGGCCACGGCGCCCCCGAUGGCCGCUGCUCCGAUGACGGCUCAGGCGCCGCCCCUCCGCGGGGGUGGAGUGCAGCGGCGACGGCAGCUUUGCUGAGUGCGCGGACGAAGAAGACUAUCCAAAGACAUUCUGUCUCCAACUGUUGUUUUGUUUGAAAAC